Molecule: messenger RNA, 770 nt
Organism: Mollisia scopiformis
Lineage: Eukaryota; Fungi; Ascomycota; Leotiomycetes; Helotiales; Mollisiaceae
Product: UBC-like protein
Exons: 5
Coding region: 68-490 (140 amino acids)
Biological process (GO): DNA damage tolerance; protein K63-linked ubiquitination
Cellular component (GO): nucleus
Source: RefSeq, a predicted model, not a curated record
AGAUUUUGAGCUUUUAACAGCAUCAUCAAAAGAAAAAACCACUUAAGAACCAACCCCGACCGGAAAUAUGGGAGCUAAAGUCCCAAGAAACUUCAGGCUGCUUGAGGAGUUGGAGAAGGGAGAGAAAGGACUUGGAGCUGAGGCAUGUUCCUAUGGACUCGCAGAAGGAGAUGACCUGUUGAUGUCAAACUGGAACGGCACCAUUCUCGGUCCCCCACAUAGCGUCCAUGAGAACCGAAUCUACUCCCUCAAGAUGCACUGCGGUGAUCAAUACCCCGACAAGCCGCCCACAAUUCAGUUCAUCAGUGAAGUCAACCUCCCUUGCGUCAGCCCGAGAAAUGGUGUUGUCGACCCUACCAAGCUACCCUGCCUUGCCAACUGGACUCGUGAUAUGACUAUGGAGACCGUGUUGAUUGAGCUUAGAAGAUUCAUGGCUCACCCAGCAAACAAGAAGCUCCCCCAGCCACCAGAAGGCUCCACCUACUCUUAGAUUUCUCGACUCGAAGUCGUCUCUACAGAUUCUUCCGAGUUGGUACUGAGCAUGGACAUUAGAGACGUUCAGACGAUGGCACUAUACACUAUAUCUGGGUCUAGGGAAAUGGGAAUAUGGACUGGGAAUCAUGGGAUACCAGAACAAGAAUGGAUGAGCUAAGACAAGAGCAGAGGAGCACGGCUGGGUUUCUUUAGGGAUUCGGAUGCAUCAGCGCGGCGAAUAGGUUCCUCUUGUCUUUAAAUGAGUGAUGCACAAACGAGAAUUCUAUGAUUACCCA